AUGGAGUCUGUCUCCGCUCCCCGGAAGGAGACCAAGCCGCUGCUGGGGGGCGACGUGUCGGCCCCCGAGGGCACGAAGAUGGGCGCCGUGCCCUGUCGCCGAGCCCUUCUGCUUUGCAACGGGAUGAGGUACAAACUGCUGCAGGAGGGCGACAUUCAGGUCUGUGUCAUCCGGCACCCGCGGACCUUUCUCAGCAAGAUUCUCACCUCGAAAUUCCUGAGGCGCUGGGAGCCGCACCACCUAACGCUGGCCGACAACAGCCUGGCGUCCGCCACGCCAACUGGGUACAUGGAAAACUCAGUCUCCUACAGUGCAAUUGAAGACGUGCAGCUGCUGUCCUGGGAGAACGCCCCGAAGUACUGUUUACAGCUCACGAUUCCUGGGGGAACUGUCUUACUGCAGGCUGCCAACAGCUACCUGCGGGACCAGUGGUUCCAUUCUCUGCAGUGGAAGAAAAAGAUUUACAAAUACAAGAAAGUGCUGAGUAACCCGAGCCGCUGGGAAGUUGUCUUGAAAGAGAUCCGGACCCUGGUGGACAUGGCCCUGACAUCCCCCCUGCAGGACGACUCCAUCAACCAGGCCCCACUGGAAAUCGUCUCGAAACUGCUCUCAGAGAACACAAACUUGACUACCCAGGAGCAUGAAAACAUCAUUGUGGCAAUUGCUCCUUUGCUGGAAAACAACCAUCCACCACCAGAUCUCUGUGAAUUCUUUUGCAAGCACUGCAGAGAGCGGCCCCGGUCCAUGGUGGUCAUCGAGGUCUUCACCCCUGUGGUCCAGAGAAUCCUCAAGCAUAACAUGGACUUCGGGAAGUGCCCACGACUGAGGCUGUUUACUCAGGAGUACAUCCUUGCCUUGAACGAGCUCAACGCGGGGAUGGAAGUAGUGAAGAAGUUCAUUCAGAGCAUGCAUGGUCCCACAGGGCACUGCCCCCACCCCCGGGUCCUGCCCAACCUGGUGGCUGUGUGCCUGGCUGCCAUCUACUCCUGCUACGAAGAGUUCAUCAACAGCCGCGACAACUCCCCCAGCCUGAAGGAGAUCCGGAACGGCUGCCAGCAGCCAUGUGACCGGAAGCCCACCUUACCUCUGCGCCUUCUGCACCCCAGCCCGGACCUGGUGUCUCAGGAAGCCACGCUGUCCGAGGCGCGGCUCAAGUCGGCCGUCGUGGCCUCCAGCGAGAUCCACGUGGAGGUGGAACGCCCCAGCACUGCCAAGCCGGCGCUGACGGCCAGCGCGGGCAACGACAGCGAGCCCAACCUCAUCGACUGCCUCAUGGUCAGCCCUGCCUGCAGCACCAUGAGCAUCGAGCUGGGCCCCCAGGCUGACCGCACGCUCGGCUGCUAUGUGGAGAUCCUCAGGCUGCUGUCGGACUAUGACGACUGGAGACCAUCCUUGGCCAGUUUGCUUCAACCCAUUCCAUUCCCCAAAGAAGCUCUCGCACAUGAGAAGUUCACCAAGGAACUGAAGUAUGUGAUUCAGAGGUUCGCUGAAGACCCCCGGCAAGAGGUCCACUCAUGCCUGCUGAGCGUGCGUGCCGGCAAGGAUGGCUGGUUUCAGCUCUACAGCCCUGGCGGGGUGGCCUGUGAUGACGAUGGGGAGCUGUUUGCCAGCAUGGUGCACAUCCUCAUGGGUUCCUGUUAUAAGACCAAAAAAUUCCUGCUCUCCCUGGCGGAAAACAAGCUGGGACCCUGCAUGCUCCUGGCGCUGAGGGGAAACCAGACCAUGGUGGAGAUCCUGUGCCUGAUGCUGGAAUACAACAUCAUCGACAACAACGACACCCAGCUGCAGAUCAUCUCAACCCUGGAGAGCACGGAUGUCGGCAAGCGCAUGUAUGAGCAGCUCUGUGACCGGCAGCGGGAGCUGAAGGAGCUGCAAAGGAAAGGCGGGCCCACCAGGCUAACACUGCCCUCCAAGUCCACAGACGCUGACUUGGCCCGUCUGCUGAGCUCGGGCUCCUUCGGAAACCUGGAGAACCUCAGUUUGGCCUUCACCAACGUAACCACGGGGACUGAGUGUGUCUGUGCCCCACAGUUUGGAGACGCCGGCCUGCGGCUCCUGUCGGAACACCUCACCAUGCUCCAGGUGCUGAACCUGUGCGAGACCCCGGUCACCGACGCUGGCCUGCUGGCCCUGAGCUCCAUGAAGAGUCUCUGCAGCUUAAACAUGAACAGCACCAAGCUCUCGGCUGACACCUACGAAGAUCUGAAGGCCAAGCUUCCCAACUUGAAGGAGGUGGACGUCCGCUACACGGAAGCCUGGUGAAGCCCCCAGCUCGAGCAGGAAGUGUGACCACGACUAAACAACUCUUGACUAAUAGCCGUAGAACAGCCGGUCCCGGGGUCCCACCUGGCGCCCUGGCUGCGAGAUAGAUGGGGAGUCUUUCUGGGGGCAGAGGGGGGAGGGGGUGGGAGGGGUCCACGAGCACGCCCAGCCCCCACCUAAUUCUUUUAGCUUCAUAAUUGGAACCUUUGACCUGAUCUGAAAUGGACUUUGUGGCGACAAGAGGGGCAUUGGCGGGGUGGGAGAGGGUGGGGGCGGGGCUGGGUGGGGUCCCUCUGUGGAUUUUCUUUGCCUUUGUGUUUAACGCCGUGUGGGAGAAACCAACUCCAGCGCCACCGGGGCAGGCCGGGCGGAGGAUGCUUGCUUCCUCGCGGCUCCCAGCUGAGCGCAGAGCUCGCCCGCCCUUGGGCCAGGAAGACCCAGUCACGUCACUGCACCUGUCCUGUGUCCUCACCAUUGCUAUGCAAAGUGAUUCUCGUUGUACAUAAGAUUUAAAUAAUGCACCUAUUUAAGACAUGUUGACAAAUUGUGGGUCUGGGACCCGCCCCUUAUUUAUGAAGUCUCUGCCCCUCCCUCCCCUCCCUUCCCACUCCCCCACCCCCGGCGUGUAGUACUGUAUAGACCAGUCAGCUGUCGGAUUAGUGGUAGUAGUAUUGUUAUUUUUUUAAAGGAAACAAACAGACAAAAAAAAAAAAAAGAAAAAGAAAAAAAAAAGAACCUUCUUGGAAAAAGUAAUUGAUUUUUCGUAAUGGAUUCUGUAUGCUAAUGCUCUCGUCCGUCAGUCUGUCCACCCUCCACUGUGCAUUCUGAUUUCUAGAUGUCUCCGACUUCGACUUCCUCGUGGGGUGGGGGUCAAGCUGGGGGGGGAUGUGGUCCCCGCACCGAAGUCUUGCUCCUCUGAGGCCUGAGCUCUUUCUCUCAGCCCCUUUUUACAGACUUAGAAGGGGGGUGCUAACCUGUCUUCAUACCCCACCCCCCGGAGAGCUCCCCUCUCCACCAGCCUUUUGCUGUGUCCCCGACCAAGACCCUGCCACCUGUGGGCUCCCCGGCCAUCGUGUGCGUCACAUGCCCCCCCGUGCAUGCCCGCCUCUCUGCAUGGUCUCUUGGGAGAAGAGAGAUACGUCGCCUCUGACUGCCCGUCCCACCCCAUCAAUGUGACCACUGCAGCGAAGACGCUCCCGUCCCCACACCUGCUCCGACGACUAGCCAACCUCCGUUUCUUUUAUAAACAGGCGGCUUUUUCUUAACAAGCCCUCACUGUACAGAACAGCCCACUGAUGGUUCAUUUGGGGUCCCCCUCUGCCCCCAGCCCCUCUUUCUGUUGGUUUAGCACAAAUACCCCCCUCCAGCAACCCAGACCCACCCCCAGCCAAUGUACUUGUUUUAUAUAUAUUUAAUCUUAUUCAAUGGAAACCAUGCUUUUGUCGUUUUAUACUUUGCUAGGUAGAAUUUAUUACCCCCCUAUGAUGCCCUCAUUUUUUUAAAAAAGGAAAAAAAAAGAAAUUGGGUUUCAGUCUUAAUUCAUUUUAUGUGCCAGGUUUUAUUUCGUGUGUGUGUGUGUGUGUGUGAGUGUGUUCUGUUUCGUGUUUUGUUUUCCGUUGUUGUUGUUUUUCGUUGUUUGGUUUUCUUCUCCCCCGCCCGGUCCCAUCCUCUACAGCACUCUGGUGCAGGAAGAAGCAAAAAAAAAAAAAAAAAAAAAAAAAAAAUUUAAAAAAAAAUUUAAAAAUGGAAAAAAAAAGAAGAAACAAGACAUGCCACCUUUCCCCUCGCACUGUUGCUUUUCCUGAUGGUUAAUACUACUGUCACGUAGCUGUGUACAAAGAGAUGUGAAAUACUUUCAGGCAAAAAUAAACUGUAAGUGACUCAUCAA
This is a messenger RNA of Carlito syrichta (Philippine tarsier), 4150 nucleotides long. It is a transcript of the gene CMIP, whose product is annotated as c-Maf inducing protein. The record is from RefSeq and is a predicted model, not a curated record. Bases 1 to 2262 code for a protein of 753 amino acids. The transcript has 22 exons. Gene Ontology annotation, cellular component: cytosol; nucleoplasm. Lineage: Eukaryota; Metazoa; Chordata; Mammalia; Primates; Tarsiidae.